Messenger RNA from Rana temporaria (common frog), 1343 nucleotides. RefSeq names its product free fatty acid receptor 2-like. Gene Ontology annotation, cellular component: plasma membrane. The transcript has a single exon. The coding region runs from base 251 to 1225 and encodes 324 amino acids. Gene Ontology annotation, biological process: positive regulation of insulin secretion; response to fatty acid; G protein-coupled receptor signaling pathway. The record is from RefSeq and is a predicted model, not a curated record. Gene Ontology annotation, molecular function: bioactive lipid receptor activity. Lineage: Eukaryota; Metazoa; Chordata; Amphibia; Anura; Ranidae.
UUAAUACUUGGCUUAGAGUUGACUGUUCAAUUCAUCACAGAUUCUGUUCGGCGUAGAGUUGUAAGCACUCUCGGCUCUGCACUGGAAAGACCAACAGAAUUAUCCUGUUCAAAGGCUGAAGAGGUCUUGCCGAAGGUCUAACUCUUCUUGGGAUUCAGUAUUUAUAGUUGACAUUGUAGGUUUGCAAGCUAAUCAAAAGGAAAGAUGUCUUCAUUUAAGGAUUCCUUGGCCCUCCGUUGACACCUAUAAGAUGGUCCUGGACACCCUAUCUCUGGCUGUUUACAUCAUGACCAUGUUUUUGGGACUGCCUUCCAAUCUUCUCGUCUUUUACAUUUUCUGCAAGAAGGCCCGAAACCGGAUGACCCCGAAUCUCAUCUACAUGAUUAACCUUUGCGUCUCCGACCUUGUGUUUAUAAUGUUAUUACCCAUAAAAAUUAUGGAAACUUUCUCAUCUGGAUGGACCCUUCCAGAGAUCUUAUGUCCAAUGUACAACUUCGUCCACUACAGCACGAUCUACGCAAGUGUUUUGUUCCUAACUGCCGUAAGCGUUGGUCGGUACCUGAGUGCCGCUUUCCCGAUUAAGUACAAGAUCUACAAGAGACCCAUAUAUUCUUUCUUUAUUUGCGUUAUCCUGUGGGCCAUUGUGUUUCUCCAUGUGUUGUUUGUGUUCGUCUUGGAGACCACCCAACAAGGCUAUAUGGAAAUGUUUCUUUACAAACAAGACAAUAAAGUGGUCUGUUAUGAAAAUUUUACUCCUAGUCAGUUGGAGGUGAUCGUACCAGCAAGAUUGGAGUAUUCAAUUGUCCUUUUCUUCCUUCCUCUGGGCAUUACCAUAUUUUGCUACACUCGUUGUAUUCAGAUACUGAUGAGAUGCUACUUGCAAGCCAAGCACAAGAAGAAAGCCAUUCGAGUCGCGGUGACAACUGUGGCUGUCUUCAUAGUAUGCUUUGCCCCUUAUAAUAUUUCACAUGUAGUGGGCUUCAUUACUCAUGAGAGCGUAUGGUGGCGCCAAGCAGCACUACUGCCCAGCACUUGCAACGCCUUUCUGGACCCCCUCAUCUUCUACUUCUUGUCAUCGACAGUCGAUAAAGGAUUUUACCAAGCCUGGAAGUCUUUACAGCAAAAAUACAGCAUGUCAAAGGGGAAGCUUUCGUCUGUUUUUGGAAAGGAAUCUCCAGACCACGCAAGGACACCACCUAUAAUAACUAUAUCUUCCACUCUAUAGACUGGAUGGGUAGAUAUUAUUUCUACAGAGCCCAGAGGAUACAAUUUUUUAUUUUCCAGCAACGUUCAUUUUUAACUACUCAAAAUAUGUUGGAAACAAUUGGAAACAUAAAAAUUGA